GUAUAGGAAGUACAUCAGACAAGGAAACUAUAGAGGAGUUGAGGAAAGAGCUACAGGAACUCAAGGAGCAUUUUGAUAUAGAGAGACGUGAAAUAGAACAAGCUUGUAGACUGGAAAUAACAGCUGUUGAAGAGAGACAUGAUCAGGAAAAGGCUGAACUAUUCAACCAUAUAGAAAGGGAAAAGGCUAAGAUAUCAGAUGAGUUUGAGAGGCUACAGCAGCAGGCACUAUCAGAACUAGCGAGGGAAUUACAGACCAACUUUGCCCAUGAGAAAGAAGACCUCAUACAGAAACAUGAAUCAGAGAAAAAUUAUUUACAACAGAAGUUUAUGGAGGAGAAAGAUGGACUUAGAGAAACAUUAGAAACUGAGCACGAGGAAGAUUUACAGAGUCAGAUAGAGAAAGUAAAGUCAGUCUGUGAACAGGAGAAGUUCCAGGUAGAGGAAGCAUUAGCUGAGACAGAACCUUUCAUAAAAAAUCUUGAGGAACAAAACACACAACUGGAACAUAAACUCUCCAAACAGAGGGAACAAAACACACACCUGGAACAAAAACUGUCUAAAGAGAAGGAACAAAACUCACAGCUGGAACAAAAUCUCUCCAAAGAAAAGGAACAAAACUCACGACUGGAACAAAAACUCUCCAAAGAAAAGGAACAAAACACACAUCUGGAACAAAAACUCUUCAAACAGAAGGAAGAAAAUGAUCAGGAAUUGAAGAGACAAAAAACUGAAAUGGAGGGAAUGUUAACAAGACAUAUGCAGAAACUUGAAGAUGUUGAAAAGCAGAAACAGGAACUAGAGUUAGACUUUAAGAAAGGCAGCAGUGAUAUAGAAAUAGCAUUCAGAAAGGAGAAAAUGGACCUGAGGAAUGAAAUAGACAGACAAGCUCAGGAUAUUCGAGAAUUACAGAGACAUAGAGCAGAGCUGGAAUUAGAGCUCAAACAACAGAAGGAUGAGCUUGAACUGUCAUUUAGACAAGAGAAACAGGAGAUUUUGGAGCUUUAUGAAGAUAAGAUCAAGGAGUUGGAGGAUAAAUUUGUAGAAUCAGAGAAAGCUAAAGAUAACUUAUUAAAAGAGGGAGUAGAUUCACUACAUGGUAAACUCAGGGAUGACUUUUACAAACUGUUAGAUGUGGCAACAAAAGAAAAACUUGCUGAUGAGAAGAAAAAGUUAAAUGAACAUCUUCAAAAAGAGAUGGAAGCUGGCUUUGACACAAAGAAAUCUGAACUAAGUCAUUUGUUUGAGAAGGAGAAGACAGAGCUAGUUGAGAGGUAUGAGGAUGAGAUGCAGUCAAUGCGACAGGAGCUGAGCCGACUGCAAGAGAAACUGGAAGAGGAAAGAGAAGUGCUGGCAGAGAGGUUUGACAAUGAGAAGGAGGUCAUUGAAGAACAGCUGGCACAACAACUUAGGGAAGAACUGGAGGAGGAGUUUUGCCAUCAGAUGGAGGAGAUCAGAGAUGCCUAUGAAGAAGAGAAACAUGAGUAUGAGGCUCAGGUCAACCUCCUCAGACAGGAAGUUGAAGAGUUACAGAAAGCUCUUGAUGAUGAAGACAAAAACAGGAGGAAGAUUGAUGAACUUAAGAAAGCGAACAACAAACUUCAGCAAGAAAGAAGACAGGCAGAGAAGGGACAGAUAGAGAUGCAAAAAGCACUAGAGAGCACAAAGCAAGCUUUAGAAGCUCGUAUUGAUGAACUGCUUGCUGAGAAAGAAGGAGCAAUAACUGCUGUAAAAACACAGUUUGUUGAGUCUUCGAAACAGAGUGGCAAAGAUAAGGCUGCCUAUGAUGCAUUAGUAAUGGAGAAAGAUACUCUAGAGAAGAAGGUGAAUACACUAUCACAGGAAGUUACUGACUUACAGAGACAGGCUUACAGUGUUUCUGACCUACAGAGAGAAGUUGAAAAAUUAAAGAGGGAUAAUUUAGAACUGUGUGAACACAUCCAGGAAAGAUCAUCUGACAUUUCACCUCAACAAGUGCCAGAACAUGCUCAGAGAGCAAUAAAUGAGCUGACACGAGAAAAGUCGGAACUGGAAGAAAGACUUGUUGAUAUACAGAAUAAGUUUGAAGAAGUGGAAGACAUGGCCAAGAAAUACUCACACCUACAGUUUGACUAUGGUCAGAUGACCAUUGGUCAGUCUGUGGUAGAAGAAACAUUGAUGGAAACUCAGGAUAAACUGGCUGAUACUGAAGCUAAGAUGAUGCAGUGUGAGAGAGAGCUGAAAGAUGCUCAGAGAUACAAGGACAAAUAUAAACUACUACAGAAAAAGUAUGAGGAUGUAUGCAAGGAGCGAGACAAGGUAUCACAUCUUGCGAAAUCCUUGAAGGAACAGUUGAAUAAGGCCAGUACAGCACAGAAAGAGGAACAUGAGGAUAAGGGUAGAUUUACAUCAGUUCUUGAUGAGAAGAAACAGUUGGAGGCACAGUUACAGAAAAUCAGUGACAAGCUUCUGGAAGCAACAACAAACUUCUCAGUGAGUCAGUCUCAACAUAUCCGGGAGCUACAACAGUGGAAGGAGCAGUCUAGUAACAUGGUAGAUCUACAGAAAUAUACCAAGUUACAGAUCGACCUUGUAGACAACCAGAGGUCACUCAGAGAUCUACAGGAACUGCUGAAAAAUAAGGAAGAAACCUCAACUAAAGUGUUCAAAGAGACAAGUGAGAAGCACCAUGAGGAAGUGAAGAGCUUAGAAGGACAAAAGGAAUCUCUGAUGAGAAAACUAACGACAUUACAGCAGAUACUUGAUGGUCAGAUAGACAAGUUUAAGCAGCAGUAUGAGGCAAGUGAGAAGAGGAAUGCUUUGGUAGUGGACCUAUACAAGGAGAAUGCUGACCUCAUGGACGCACUGUCGCGAGUGGAGGAACAGAAGAAAGAUGCUGUGUCUCGAUGCUACAGACUUGAGGACCAGUGUAAUAAUCUACGCAGAAUGCUCAAGAGAAUGGCAAAAGUGGCAAUAACUUGAUCAAGACUAUAAAUUUCGUGGCCAAUGCUACCUUUACAUGUGUUCAAUGUGUUAGGUUUGCACUUCAACAGGGAAAUGUAGUACACAGUUAUUAGUUUUAUUUCUAAUGUUUGUGUAGUCUUAGUGUAAAACGAUGAUGAGCACAGAAUGCUUGUGAUUUCUGAUUACUUUGCAGUGUAUUAAGCAUUUUGUAGAUACACUAUAAUGAAGUGUAUAAGCAAGUAAAGCCACAUAUAUGUUGACCACCAGCAGAUAUGUGCCUUGCAAUGGAAAACGUGUGCGAUAAGAGUUUGUAAAAUACUUAUUGACAGAUGAGAAAAAACACCACAUGAUUCUUAGCUUUAUUCGAUGGGGUUGUCAUAGAGAAGGAAGCUAGAUAUCAAAGUGCAGUGUUUUAUAUACUUACUUGUGUUAUUCGUAUUUGUGUAGUCUUUACAAACAUGGAAAACUGAUGAUAGUGCAGCCAUAUUAUUUCGGGUAUGCGAUAAAUAUAGAAUCUACCCAUUUUUACCUACAUUGGAGGAUGAAAAAUUAUAUAUUUACACUCUUGUAUAUAGGCCUACCAUCUAUUUAUAUUGUAUAGAUCUAUACCAUAUUUGUAUAUCUUGUGUAGGGAAAGUUUCUUAAUUUAUUUACAGUUGUCUGUGAUACUUGUACACAUAAAAAGUAAAACAAAUAAAGAAUAUC
Messenger RNA from Mercenaria mercenaria, 3647 nucleotides. RefSeq names its product myosin-9-like. Gene Ontology annotation, cellular component: centrosome. Lineage: Eukaryota; Metazoa; Mollusca; Bivalvia; Venerida; Veneridae. The record is from RefSeq and is a predicted model, not a curated record. Gene Ontology annotation, biological process: microtubule anchoring at centrosome.